AUGUAUGGGAACCAUCAAAGAUCUGAUCAGACCUCUGCCACUCGCAAUCGUCGCUCAACACUGCGGGUGCGGAAUCCCGACACCGGCGUUGUCUAUCAUCUCGUCUUUGAGGGGAAUCUCAACAAGUUAACAGGCGCACAGUUAAAACAACACCUCGAGGGUAUUUGUCUUAUUCCCGCCGAACAACAACAACUGCGAUUUAACGGUGAAACGAUGGAGAACUUCACAACGGGAGGAAUGAUGGGAAUUCACGAUAAGUCAUUGCUGGAGUUGCGGGUAACACGUGAGGAAAGUCACUCAGCCGUAUCCAGACGUGCUGCAGAUGCUUCUUCUUCUUUCUAUAAUAAUAAUAAUAAUAAUAAUAAUAAUAAUAAUAAUAAUAAUAAUAAUAAUAAUAAUAAUAGGAAUGGAUUUACUCGUGAGAGACCAUAUGUGAAUUCUACAAAUGGGGCAUUUGAAACCACACAACAAUAUCAACAACAACAACAACAACAACAACCACAAAGGCAACAACAACAACAACAAUCACAAUAUCAACAACAGGGAUUAAAUGAUACGAAUGAUCGUAGUUUCUCAUUAACCACAGCGGCUUCACGGCCGGCCGGUAAACGAUAUUCCUUUGAGCCUGUAAAGAGUCCCGCCCCAUGUGAAUGGGAUCCCGUAGAGGCUGUGAUUGAAGAAGACAUAAUAGAAGACUUGGAUGCGGCCAUGACUCCUGUACACGAUGCGGAUGUGGAAUUAGCACGAUUAGAUCAGAAGGAAUAUACGUGGAUGAUGGAACAGAUGCGAUUUGAGACGGAACGUAUGAAUCGCGAGAGGGAAUUACUGCAGCAACGGGAAGACUUGGAGUUUGAUGCUGAAGUAUUAGAAAGAGAGAGAUGUAUGUUGGGCCGCCGUACACUUCAGGAACGGCGUAAAUUACUGGAAUUACAAGAAUGGAUACGUGAUGAAAUGGUGAUGGAAGCACAACUGCUUGAUAUUAGAGAAGACAGCAAUGGAAGAAGAGGAGGAGAAGGAGAAGGAGAAGGAGGAGAAGGCCAUAGUGUUUUUAUUGAUGUUAAUAAUAAUAAUAAUAAUAAUAAUAAUAAUAAUAAUAAUAAUAAUAAUACUAGAGAUGUUUACAUUGAUAAUGGUGCUAGACGUGUAACUGGUCAUGCUGGGAGGAGAGGAAGGAGUGGGAAUGCUGGUAAUGGCGUGGACUAUGAUGAGAUCAUUAAUAUGAGAGUAUAA
Trypanosoma theileri is the source of this 1230-nucleotide messenger RNA. RefSeq lists its product as uncharacterized. Gene Ontology annotation, molecular function: protein binding. Lineage: Eukaryota; Euglenozoa; Kinetoplastea; Trypanosomatida; Trypanosomatidae. The transcript has a single exon. The record is from RefSeq and is a predicted model, not a curated record. Bases 1 to 1230 code for a protein of 409 amino acids.